AUGAAGAUCCAGGCCUCCGCUGUCCAAAACGUCCUCCCCAAAAUCCCUUUCCAUCCUGUCGACCUGGCUCUGCCUAAAGACAAGCUACCUACGACCACCUCCAACUUUUCGUCGCUUUGGGGCACUUCUCGCACGGUGGCUGAUCUGGUCGGUAGGGAGUAUGCCAUUGGGUCCUCGAUGCCCAGCCAGGAGAUCUUCUACCAAGAAGACACAGGAAUUUUUGCAUGUGUUUACGAGUCAUGGAAGAACCACUGGAACCUCCGUACUUCACCAGAGGACUGGUGGUUCCCUGUCGCCUGCCGCGUCGCGAAAGGCGUCGACAAAGCAGCAAAAAGCGGAUACGGCAGCGAGAAAGUGCGCGAGCUCUUCGUUGACCACGAGGGCAAGGAGAAUAUCUGCGUGGAUGUGGAUGUGUUCAACAUCUAUCAGGUUGAUUAUGAAGAUUUUUUCUCAAGAAUGUCCUCCGAGAUAACGGGAAAACUCAAAGUCCCUGAGUUCGCCAAGGCCAUGCAAAAUGACUUUUCCACUAGUACCACCACCCACGGCAUUGCCAGCCAGAUCAACCUGAUGGCUUCCAUGCAGGAGUUCUUCUCCUACGAGAUGGGACUGCGUGGCUGCGGAAUCAAAGGAGUGGAGAUGCUCGGUCAACAAGAAGAUUGGGAUAGGCUGGUGACCAAGAUCCAGAAAGUGAGGAAGGAGCUGGAACCCAUCAUGGGCUCGCUGCCGUACGACGUCAGUGAAGACUGGUUUGAUCAUGUGGAGCAGACCUAUGUCCAGCUGGCGAAGACUUAUGCAGCCAAAGACAGCAAGAGUUUGCAGGAGGCCGCAGACUUUUGGGCCGACAUCUUCAUGAUUGGCGAUGGCUGGAAAUAUGGACCAAGCGGAUUUGGCGGCCACGCCGCAAAAAAGUACAAUGGUUGGUUGAUUCAGUUCUUGACAGGACACGAGAGCGUCCUGGAGGAAGAUUUUUGGGAAGACAACAAUCGCGAGAAGCUCAAGGGGCUCAAUUCGGUGCCCAUGAAAGUCACAAUGAAAUGGAAGCAACCUCCCGUCGACGACAAGGCGACCUUGGUCGCUGGUAUUAUGGGAUUUGAAAAGCACGAAGAGACCUUCAACGGCGUCCCUUCGCUUCAGCCCAACCACAUGUGGGCAAUGAAGUUGAAGCUUUCGUCUCCUCUGCGCCGAUUGGAGUAG
Seminavis robusta is the source of this 1194-nucleotide messenger RNA. The record is from the annotation of a GenBank genome assembly. Lineage: Eukaryota; Bacillariophyta; Bacillariophyceae; Naviculales; Naviculaceae.